Molecule: messenger RNA, 1232 nt
Organism: Anoplopoma fimbria (sablefish)
Lineage: Eukaryota; Metazoa; Chordata; Actinopteri; Perciformes; Anoplopomatidae
Product: complement C1q tumor necrosis factor-related protein 7
Exons: 3
Coding region: 160-1044 (294 amino acids)
Molecular function (GO): protein binding
Source: RefSeq, a predicted model, not a curated record
GCAACGACGCAGAUGAGCUCUGCACGCACAUAUCAGAGAGCAGGAGGAAAUAAAAAAAGAGACAAAUAACAUGUUAACCAAAGGAUCAGACCUCACAGGAGACUGGAAUCUGAGCAGAUAGGACGCAAGAAACAGUGAGCGUUUUGAUGAGCUCUGGAGAUGAACUGCUGCCAAAUGUGGGAUGUGAGGCUGUGGGCGUUGAUGAUGGUGGUCUGUCUCUGUCACUGCGUCUUCGGACAGCUGUUUGACACCAAAGUGAGAGGAGCGCCGCGUCUCAUCUGCAGCGUCCCCGGGUCCCCGGGCCCCGCCGGCAAACCGGGUCCCGGUGGGCCCCCGGGAGCCGAUGGGAAUGCUGGUAUCCCGGGAAGAGAUGGCAGGGAUGGCAGGAAGGGUGAAAAGGGAGAAAAGGGAGACACAGGGUUGAAGGGCAGAGUCGGCCCAACAGGGAAGAUCGGAAGCCGAGGCGACCGUGGCCCUGCAGGUAAACAAGGCCCUGCAGGAGAGCAGGGAAGCCUUGGCCCUCCUGGAUCUCCCGGCACUGGAGAGAAAGGGAACCAGGGCCAAAGAGGACCAAGUGGAACCCCAGGAACCUGCAAGUGUGGCAGCCUGGUGCCCAAAUCCGCCUUCUCCGUGGGAAUCACCAGCAGCUACCCUGCAGAGAAAACCCCCAUCAAGUUCAACAAGGUCCUGUUCGACGAGGGCGGCCACUACAACCCUCGGACGGGCAAGUUCAUCUGUGCAUACCCAGGCAUUUAUUACUUCUCCUAUGACAUCACGCUGGCCAACAAGCACCUGGCCAUCGGGCUGGUGCACAACGGGCAGUAUCGCAUCAAAACCUUCGACGCCAACACGGGGAACCACGACGUGGCGUCCGGGGCCACGGUGAUGUCCCUGAACCCGGAGGACGAGGUCUGGCUGGAGAUCUUCUUCCACGACCAGAAUGGAUUAUUUGCAGACCCCGGCUGGGCCGACAGCUUGUUCUCCGGCUUCCUGCUCUAUGCAGACACCAACUACUUGGACACACUGGCAGAGGACUAUUCAUAAAACCUGUUGUUUUUAUUACAUAUAUGGUCAAACUAUAUUUUUAUACAGAUGUGUGUACUGCUAGUUAUGUAGCUAUAGAGACCUAUCUACUGAUUUCAAAUUAUAUUAUUUGAUUAAGCUUGAAUAAGUUUCUGAUGUAUUUCUUUUGGCUGGGUGUUGGAUCAAUAAUAACUUAAAUAAACAUUGUU